Molecule: messenger RNA, 4767 nt
Organism: Megalobrama amblycephala (Wuchang bream)
Lineage: Eukaryota; Metazoa; Chordata; Actinopteri; Cypriniformes; Xenocyprididae
Exons: 7
Coding region: 2344-3960 (538 amino acids)
Source: RefSeq, a predicted model, not a curated record
GGACCGGGACAGGUGACACAGCUGAAGUCUUUAGAAGUUUCCAUUCUGCCAUAAAAUCUACUAAGGGAACCAGUCUCUCGAGACUGGCCUCUGGUGUUUUUGAGCACUUGAUUCGACGUUCUGGAAACAGACGAAUCAAGUCAUGACCAGCUCUCCUCGGAGGGUCGGUGGAGACCGCUGCACCCUGACGCACACUGGGUGGCAGGGUUAGCAUAACGGCCCCCUGAGGGCGCCAAAGGGGGACGGGUGUCAGAUAUUUUAACACAGGACCCCCUCCGGAGGGGGCUGCCCUCAUGGAUCCUGGCCCACAGAUGUCAGGACCUCUUUGAAGCCUUCUUGGUGAUAAUUACAGUCCGCAGAUCUGUCUUACUUCACAAAGACUUCAGCUGUGUCACCUGUCCCGGUCCCCAAGCUUUCUGCGGGGGAGCAAGGGUGGUGACACCCUUUUCCUUUAAAUUCCUCAGAAUUUAAUGUAUUCAAUAUUUCACUGGAGGUCUCACUCACCUGAGUAUUAGCAUUCAAUUUGGACUACAAUUCACAAAAACCUACAUUCCUGGACUGAUUACUGCACACCUGUCCCACAUCAUUCAGGCUAUUUAAACCCUGUGUGUCUAUUGACUCACUGCAAAGUCUUGUUAGCUCUGGCUUCAAUUUAUGAGUGUUCUUCCUGUGUUUGACUCUGCUUUGGAUUACCUUGUAUGAGUCUUUACUGCCUGCCUACCACUCAUGUUUGCCUGGACUACCUCUAUUCCUUUCAUUUAGUAUUGAAUUAUGAAAUGUAAAUAUUUUAAUACUGCAAUUACCUAUAAAUUGGAAACAGUGUGCAUUUGAUUUUUAUCAUGCUUUAAAAGCACUUUGAACCUCAUAUUUUUUGCAAUUAUUACUGAACAUGCCCAAAGGAGAAUCAUUGUGGCUGGGGUGAAUAAUAAAAAUAAUAAUAAUACUAAUAAUAAUAAUACUAAUAAUAAUAAUAAUAAUAAUAAUAACUUUGCACCAUAAUAAUAAUUCAAUGUUGUGUGCUUUGUCAAAACAUGGAGAAUUAUGGGGAUAUGUACAUUAAGUGUCCUUUCAAAUUAAAGGGGAUAAAUCUGUUCAGUGUUUCUGAUGAUGUUUUAUUUAUUUUUAAGUCACCAUUAGCAUUAUUAGUGUUCCUUUUGGUUAGGAUUCUUUCAUUCAAACAUUAACUAUUCACUGCUAAGAAAUUAAGCAUUUCGUAGACUCCAGAGAUAUGUAUUGGUAGGAAUUUAUUUCUUGCAUUUAGAAUAGUAGUUUAUUCCACCCUUUAUUUAGCUUACAAAAAAAAAAAAAAAAAAGUAGUUAAAAGUGAGGUAUGUGCGUUUAUUUGAAGUGAUAAUUGGCUGCCGUGGCUGGAGAGUAUGCAUCUACGUCAUCAGUUUCUGAGCUUUUCUCCACAUCAUUCAUGAGAAAGAACUCUUUUAACCCAAUCACUGUGCUUUAUUAUGCAUGAGAUCGCAUUUAAAUGUCACAAAAGACAAUUUCAGCACUGUCGUUCACCUCUGCCUUGUUCAGCUUUGCGUUCUGACAUGUGUCAUAAGUGUUUAUUUCCUCAGUAAAGUAACACAAAAGUGUUGUUUCCAUUUUUCCAAGAGCCAGAGUUUGAUUACCGACAAAUGGAAAGUAUGACUAGGGUUGCCAACUUCUGGAAAGGAAAAUAAGGGACAGAAUAAGGGACAUUCAAAAUAUUUGUACUGUACCAUACAGUGUAUGUCAUUUCAGUAUCUGCACACUGUAAAAACGACAACUCAAAAUUGUUCACCUUACUAAGAUUUUUGCAUUCACUGACAAUAAAAUUGCUAGUUGGAACUUGAACUAUCUGUUGUAAGCCACUUGAACUCACUUUCAGACGUUUCUGAGGAAAAGUUCAUCUUAUUUUAUAAACUGAGUUGAGUUUAUUUUGAAGUUGUAGUUGAAACCCAGUUAGAGUGAGUUCAACUUAUCUGCGCAUGCUCAUUUGAAAUUUGUCAUGGCAACCGGCUGCGACGGGGUUUCCAAGGAUUUUCCCAGGAGCUCCCUGCGAAAGUUUGCAUCCACCACGAUGCCAGCGGUAACUUUCCCUGACGUCUUUGUCGAAGAGAAACAUUCCUUUUAACGGUUUUCUAUGAAGUGUCUCUUCUGCAGCUUUGCCAGCGCCAGUCAAGAGCGUCUGCUUAGGCACCAUCGGCUCAAGCACAGAAGAGGAGCUUACUGGCCGUGUGUUUACAGUGACUGUAUUUAGAGAUCCUGGAUCCAGAGACUUUGAACGACUACCACCCAUUGGCUGCAUAUCAAGUUGCUAGAACUUUGAUGGUGACCCCAAGGGCUUGGCUACUGCAGUAAAUUGAAAUGGCUUUGUUGCUUCUGGUCCACAUAAAUCCCAAACUCGUCCGUAAGAUUCGGCUGACCAAAGUUCCUGAAACUUUAGAGGAACUGUACAAUGAACUGCGUCACAAACUUGAACUUGUGGGUGAAUUCUGUAUACAGUAUGAAGACUCAGACUUUGGCCAGGCAGUUUGCAACCUGAUUGACAUAGCAGAGUUGCCUUCAGAAAAGGCUGUCUUGCAUAUUCUGUGGAGCAAUGAGGACAUGCCAUCACCACCACCUCCAACACCAACUCGGUCAUCCUCCAUCUCUUCCCUUGACACAGCCAUCAUUGGAUCUCCAGACUCAAUCCACAGCUUAUCUUCAGUUGUGCGGACAUAUAGGAGGAACGUUUCACAGUGGCCCACUCCGUUCCCAGUACCACAAUUCUCAUAUGAUGUUGAACUGAUACUCCGCAAGGGGAAUGACACAUUUGAAAUAUCAGGGAAGGGUUUACAUGUAACCAGAGAUGUGAAAAAAGAGAUUCUGGACAAGCUGGCACAAGAAAUAUUUUCUGUGAAAGCCUACCCUGAAAAACAUGAGUUCGAUUCUGUUGCCGCUGAACUUGUCAACAAACAUCCCUGCCUCAAAGAGCCUGGUGGUGGUACUGGAUAUGCGGGAUGGACAACCAGCAUAAAGUACAAGAUGGGGAACUACAGAUCAAAACUACGUCAAGCUGGAUGUAAUGAGGUUGGUGUCAACAGGAGAUCAAGAAGGGAGGAGGCAGAUGAUCAUGGUGUCAACAGGCGAAGAAGAGAUGAUGAUGAUGGGGAUGGUGGUCCGGAGGGAAGGUUUUCCUUGAAAAAACCAAAACGAGGUGAGGUCAACCAUGUACCAGAUCAUCCUGAAAGCCACACUGAGGAUGACUUGGAAGACCUGAGGUCUUCCCUGGUUGAAGCCAUGAAGAAGAAAAACAAGGACAUGGAGUUCAUCAGACAGAAGAUGGACAUCACAUUCUCCCUUAGGAGAAUGGAGAUUGUGGAGAUGGAGCCCAUGGUCUCAGAGGUUCUAGAGAGGUGGCCCGGUCUAUUUCUUGAAGAACAGAUUUGUCAAGAGUUCACUCGUGUGACCACAAAGGACCUGAUGGGAACAUUUAAAGCUGCCCUUGAGAUGUUCACCCCUCGUUUGCUGAAAUUGUAUCGUGCCAGGAAGGGCGCCUUUAGUCGAGAGAUGGAAACCCUUUUGGAAAUGCUUGACAAACAGACAUCUGACAUCACAAGUCAUCGCAGACAGGCAGCUGUGGAAGGUCUUCCCAUAUUUCUGCGGGAGAAUACUGAGAAGCUUUUCUCUAGAUGCCUGGCAACUGAUGCAGAUGACAAACAGAUGAAAGGCAUCAAGAUGGGGGUCCUCACAGUGCUUGAUGAUGAUAACGACGCAGUCAUUAAUAUUGCCCUUGUGUUGGAGGAAACCAUUGUCCUGAAAGACAUCCCAGACACCCCGACUGCCCUUGCGUAUCUUUUUGGCUUGCUUUAUGCCCUCAACAUGGAGUUCCCAAAAGACAUCAGGUAUACCUUUGAAACUAUCCAGCACAUUUUCAUGGAAAUGUCCACCGAUUGCUCACAGCGUGUCCGGAGCUUCAAGACCAAGCUGUUAAACCAGUGAUUCAUUUUCCAUGGGGAAGAUUUAUUUUAUAAUGUCUGUUCAUUUGUGUUUGGAUAUUUUGUAAGUCUACACAUAGACCACCUUAUAGUUUUUAUAUUGUUCCUUUAUUUUGACUAAAAACAAAUCUGUUAUUUUUAGCUGUCAUAUAACUGUCACGAGACUAUUGAUUGUUUCUCAGUAGAAGCAAGCUUUGUUUCAGCAUUGCCGUUAUAGUCUGCAUCUUUGCUGGUGUGGCAAGUGUCCAUGGGGAAGAUUUCUUUUAUCAUGUCUGUUCAUUUAUUAUGUUUGUAUAUUUUGUAAGUCUUAACAUAGACCACCUUAGUUUUUAUGUUGUUCCAUUUGAUUUCCCCAACUUAUCGACGUAUGUGCCUUAUUUGCUCUGUACACAAGUGCUAUAUUUGAAUUUGUUUUUAAAUUUAAAAACAAAUGUUUUAUGUGUAUCUGUCAUAUUGCUGUCAAGAGACUACGGUAUUGAUUGUUCAUUAGAAGCAAGCUGUGUUCCACCAUUACUGUUAUAGCCUGCAUGUUUGCAUUUUUGGCUAAUUUCAAAGUUCAGAAAGUUCAGAUAAUUUGGCUUUUUCAGCUGGGGAUUUAGACAAUUCUGUUCUUAGGCACUAUACAACUGUUUAUCGGUAAUCUUUGUCAAUAUUGCAUUAUUUGUAAGGUCUCAACAAGAGUCAGAAAGUAAAAAAUAAAACUGCCCAUAUUAUAGUACUGAAACCUGAUGUAUCUGAUUUGGGCAUAAGAUUACUUGUUUACAUUGUGGAAUUGUAAAGCUGUUUGUGCCAAAGUCGUUCAAAUAAACAU